This is a messenger RNA of Ceutorhynchus assimilis (cabbage seed weevil), 3144 nucleotides long. The record is from the annotation of a GenBank genome assembly. Lineage: Eukaryota; Metazoa; Arthropoda; Insecta; Coleoptera; Curculionidae.
ACGCGAUCGAGAUCUUGCGGGUUACGGUACGAAUUUUGUUGUGAAUUUUCUCGUUUAUGGGGCGUGUUAUAUACGAUUAUUGUGAAUAAGAAGAAGAAGAAGACUGAUUCAAUAUGCCAUCUGCAUCAGAACCCGGCGCUGAGACGGCAAACGAACCCAAAACUAAUAUAAACCCAAGCUCAGAGUCAGAAGAUAUUAUUAUUAAUUCCUCAGUGGUUUCACAAAAAGAAGAAACAGAAGAGGAAAUUCUAAACAAAAUCGAAACUGAAGCAAUGGAUGUUGGUGGAGGAGAAAAUUUGGAUUCUCACGCCGAAGAUAGUAUUUUAAAUGAAGAAGAGGAGCACCGGCAAACGGAUAAAAAUGAAGAGCACCAGCAAACAGAUAAAGAAGAAGAGCAUCAGCAAAUGGACAAAGAAGAAGAGCACCAGCAAACGGACAAAGACGAAGACAACAUUGUCCUUAAUAGUAUCGACGAUGAUUACGAAAACAGUGCCGAUAGAGAAUUCAAGAGUUUAUACGAAGAAGACUGCAAUGAAACACCUAAAGUUGAUCAAAUGGAGGUCGAUCAGAUAGAAGAACCUGUUGUAGAUAAAGUAAAAGAAAAUGAACCUUCCACUAGCAAUGGUCCUGACAAUAAAACUCAAAUUAAUGAGGAGCCUGAAAAAGCAAUCCAAAAACCACUCGAACCCACAGUACCAAUGCCCAUAAAAGAAGAGCCUGAUGAUGAAGAAGAAGAAUCCAAAGUACCAGAUGUCCCAGACGAAACUCCAACUGACAAAUCCCCAGAAGACGAAGUUGAUCUUUUAGACAUUUCAAUGGUACGUGAAACGGAAGAAGACGACGCUUGCGCAAUAGCUGACGCCUUAGACGACAAAGAAACUCAAAGAUCAGACGAAGAUCAGAGCGAAAAAGCUGAAACGGAACAAGAUAAUAGUGAUGGUGAUGGAGCCACACAAGACGAUGAUGGAGUCACACAAGAAGAUGAUGGAGUUACACAAGAAGAUGAUGGAGUCACACAAGACGAUGAUGCACCUACACAAGACGAUGAUAAUACCGCAAACGGAUUUGCAGAUGAUAAUAACAUGGAGUGUGAUAAUGACAAAGAAGCUUCAAAAGAGAUUAUUAAAGAAGAAGAAGCAGAAACUAAGGAAAUAGUUGUUGAAGAAAAUGAUUUAGUUGUAGUUGAAGAUGACGCUGCGUUAGAUAAAACUGAUAUAAUUGAUCGAGACAAGGAAGCUGAUGAAGAAGAGGUGACAAUAGAUGAAGUUAAAGUAGGCGAUGAUAAAAGAAAAUCCAAACGCACCCUUUCAAUUAACGGAACAGACAAACCCAAUGCCAAAAAACCCAAAUUGCUUAAUAAUGAGAAACCAAUCCAAAAUCAAAAUGAACCAGUAGAAACUCAAAACAGGGAAACUUCUUUAGAAACACCGCUACCACCAAAAGAACCUGAGGAGAGUUACAAAGUUCAAACUCUAAAAACGUUUGCCGAAAUCAUGAAAUGCCAAACCCUCACAAACAAACUAACCAGGUCGAAUUUAGAAGAAAUUUGCCUUCAGAAAAUAUGCGAAGCUGUUGUGCUGAAAACCUCAAAUGGCCAACUACAUGAUACAAUCAGAAAACACGAAGAAGCUUUGGCAGCUUUCCGUAAAGACAUAAACCAAAUGAAUAAACAAUAUAGAGAUUUGGAUAUUGUGCACAAGAAACUUUUAGCGGAACUAAAAACUUUAAAAGAAGAAAAAAUUGCAAAGCCUUUGGUACCUUUAAAAAUUACUCGUUCAGUGGGACUUCAAGUGAGACUGACCCCUGGACAUGAUGCCAAUCAGACCAGAAACAGAAGACCGUCAACUGUUGUUCAACAAAAAGGAAUUUUAAGUCCUCUUGGUAGGCAAGUUGUCAAAAAAGUGGUACAACAACCAACACCUGCCAGACAAGUUGCGUCUCCUCAAAAACCCCUAGCAAAACCAGCUCCAGUAAACAGCGCCCCAAUGUUGAGUCAAGCCCUACAAAAAACCAGACCUAAACAAAUAAUUGCAAAGCGAACAACCAUUAGUCCGAUUAAAAAGCCUGCAGAAAUUGCCAAAAAGCCUCUUAAUCCUGGAGUUAUUGAUUUAACAGAUGAGGAUGACAAGAGAUCUGGUACCAAUGGGAUUAAGUUUAGAACGGUUCCAGCUAAUGCUAGAGUGGUUUCGAAUGGGAAUAAAGCACCUGUUGGCGGUGCUAAAUCGUCACCUACUCAGAACAAACCUGCCAAUAAACUACCGACGGCUCUACCACAAGGCUUAAGACUAACACCUUCAGGAAACAGCACAACCAGUUCACCUCAAAUGGUUUACGUAGUACCUACAAUCACCUCAAACGCAGGAGGCCAGCAAAAAGUUGCUUUUGUCAAUUUCCAACCUUCACUAUCUGGUACUCUUAAUGGUGCAGUUCUCAAUAAACCCGGACAAAGUCUUACAAUAAAAAACAUUGCAGCUACAAGUACAGUGAGUAGCUCUAGUAGAUCAAAACAUCCGGCCCCAUUGCCAGUUGCCAUCAGAGCAAACUCAGAUCCAAAUUUGAAGCUUACUCUACCUAAACCUUUACUAACAAUUAAAAAACUUGACAACGGCAUAAUUUUACAAUGGAAAAUGCCUUAUAACUUGGAUUUAUAUGAAAAAAUUGCCAGUUAUCAGUUAUAUGCGUAUCAAGAGAGUACAGCAUUGCCUAGUUCUGAAAUGUGGCGGAAAGUUGGGGAUGUUAAAGCAUUAGCUUUGCCUAUGGCAUGUACAUUGACGCAAUUCGCUGAUAAAAAUAAGUAUUAUUUCGCUGUGAGGGCGGUGGACGUGUACACGAGAAUUGGGGCGUUUAGUGAUCCUGAAGAGAUUUCCUUAUAAAAGACUGUAUGUGAAUUGUUGUAUAUAUGAAAAGAGAAUUUUGUUUUCUUAGGUGAUAUAAUCAAGUUAGAAGACUUUUAUGUUUAAUUAUUUUUUGGGCCUUAUCAAGUUCAUAAACAUUGUCUAAUUAAGUUAUAAGAUUAUUUUAAUUUUGAUAUUUUUUGGCCCUUAUUUGUUCUAUAAACAUUAUAUGUCCUGUAUAUACCUAUUUAGAUUUUAACGAUUGGUAUCAUUGAUUCAUUAGUUACUAAGUGUGAUUAUUUUCGAAUUA